Messenger RNA from Penicillium lagena, 447 nucleotides. Its product is annotated as E2 ubiquitin-conjugating protein UBC13. Gene Ontology annotation, biological process: DNA damage tolerance; protein K63-linked ubiquitination. Gene Ontology annotation, molecular function: ubiquitin conjugating enzyme activity. Gene Ontology annotation, cellular component: nucleus. Lineage: Eukaryota; Fungi; Ascomycota; Eurotiomycetes; Eurotiales; Aspergillaceae. The transcript has 4 exons. Bases 1 to 447 code for a protein of 148 amino acids. The record is from RefSeq and is a predicted model, not a curated record.
AUGGCCUUGCCCAAGCGGAUCAUCAAGGAGACAGAGCGCCUGAUGGCGGAGCCUGUCCCUGGUAUCAAUGCAGUGCCUCAUGAAGAUAACCUCCGAUACUUUGACGUCUCGAUCCAUGGCCCUGCCCAAUCUCCAUACGAGGGUAUGUCUGCUCGACUAUUCGAUCGGUGUCGACAAUCGCUAACCAACUCCCAUCAGAUCCGCUUCCUGACCAAGAUCUACCACCCGAACAUCGACCGUCUGGGACGGAUCUGUCUGGAUGUGCUGAAAAACAACUGGUCCCCCGCUCUCCAGAUCCGGACGAUUCUGCUGUCCAUUCAGGCACUGCUCGGAGCCCCCAACCCGGACGACCCGCUCGCCAACGAUGUCGCGCAGCGGUGGAAGGACGAUGAGCCGGCGGCGAUCCAGACGGCCAAGGAGUGGACCCGGACGCAUGCCAUGACCUGA